Gekko japonicus is the source of this 2807-nucleotide messenger RNA. It is a transcript of the gene MCM10, whose product is annotated as minichromosome maintenance 10 replication initiation factor. The coding region runs from base 20 to 2587 and encodes 855 amino acids. The transcript has 19 exons. Gene Ontology annotation, cellular component: nucleus; replication fork protection complex. Gene Ontology annotation, molecular function: DNA replication origin binding; single-stranded DNA binding. The record is from RefSeq and is a predicted model, not a curated record. NCBI's taxonomy places the organism in Eukaryota, Metazoa, Chordata, Lepidosauria, Squamata, Gekkonidae. Gene Ontology annotation, biological process: DNA replication initiation; DNA replication.
UAAUCGGUGCUGUGAGAAUAUGGAUGCAGAUGAUAAUUUAGACUUGCUGGCUUCCUUAUUAGAGGAAGAUCCUGAAGAGAACGCCCUUGGUGAGGCUGAAGCUGGAGACCCUGACGAGUACAAUGAACUCUUUGAUGCUGAUUCUCCAUGCACUGAGGAGCUGGACACUGGAGAGGGAGAAUCUGGUGACUGCAAGGAAGACGUGGCAGGGUUGUUUGGAGAUGUGGAUGACCUCUUGAAAGAGGAGGAGGAGGAGGAGGAAACUGUGCAGGAUGUGUCUCCGUUUCUACCAAAGGAAAAGACCAAUGAAGAUCUGCAAGAUGAGCUGAGGCAAUUGCAAGAGCAGAUGAAGAAAUUACAAGAACAAUUACAAAUAACAGCAAUAGGUCAGCCAGCAAACUCUCCUCCUGGCAAGAAAACAGCUGGUAAAUUGCCCGUUGCCCCUUUAAGGGAGAAGAAGCCUCCCAAACUUCAAGAGUCACCAUGUUUCUCAGCUCAGCUCAACUGUCCCGUUCUGCUGCCCUCCCAGGGCCAGAAGCUGAAACCUUUGCUGUCAGAGAAGCAAACCCAGGCUCCAAGGCCAAUGACAAGUUCUUUGCCUCAGCCUCUGAAGUCUGUGGCCAAGAGGAAGUCCGAUGUGGGUGCUGGUCAGAGAUCUCAAGCACCGCAGAGUUCCAGUGUAAUUAAACCAGAAGUCUCCGUGGAAACUUUUUCCGGACUGAAGUUAAGAAAACCCCGUGUGUCUUCGGCUGAGAUGGAGAGAAAAAUGGCAGGCCGGACAUUAAUUAGACUCUCUCAAUUACAAGACAAGCUUUCGUCAGGGAAUCUUGAGGAAAUGAACUGGGUGACUUUUGGUGUUAUCAUAAAGAAGGUCACUCCUCAGAGCUCCAGUAAUGGUAAAACCUUCAGCAUCUGGUGCUUGAACGACUUGCAUGACUUAAGCAGAUGUGUCUCCUUGUUUCUCUUUGGUGAAGUUCACAAAGAUUACUGGAAAACAGACCAAGGCAUGGUCAUUGGGCUGCUCAAUGCUAAUCCCAUGAAGUCAAAGGAAGGGUCGAAUGAGGUGUGUGUGUCUGUUGAUCAUCCCCAAAAGAUCUUACUUUUGGGUGAGGCCAUGGACUUGGGAACCUGUAAAGCCAGGAAGAAAAAUGGAGAGCCUUGCACACAGAUAGUUAAUCUGAACAGCUGCGAGUAUUGCCAGUAUCAUGUCCAAUCCCAGUACCGAAAGCUCUGUUCAAAGCGGGCAGAUCUGCAGUCAACCUUUUCAAUCACUCGGGCUCCAAAAAGAAAUGCAAAGAAGGCCCUUGGCUUGAAGGAGAGACUUUGUCAAGAUGGAUUUUAUUACGGAGGGGUUUCCUCAGCAGCCUAUGCAGCCUCAGCCGCAGCAGCUGCUGCUCCGAAGAAGAAGAUCCAAACCACUCUAUCCAAUUUGGUUGUGAAAGGAGUUGACACAGUUCUGCAGGAGACAAAGCAAAAACUGGGCUUGCAAAAUCGGCCUUUACCGUGUUCAGAGGAAUUCAAGGAGCUGUUGGCCACACCCUCCUUCGGGGCACAAAACCUCAAUCGGCACUUAGCCAAAGCUAGCGCACCAGCAGCAUUGACCAGGAAGCCGAGCUCAGUUUUCCAGCCCAUCUCUGCCUCCGUGCUGCUGAAACAACAGAAACAGCAAAUGCUGGAAGCUAGGAAAAGGAGGUCUGAAGAGCUGCAAAGGAGGUUUCUGCAAACAACAAGUAAUGCAAGUGCCCCAGUACUGCCCUCUUCCUCAGGGCCGCCUGCGCUGCUGUCUCCAACUCCAGGGGCUGAAUUCCCAAAAGCCGCAAAACUCUCCAGCCCCCAGACACCUAGACUUGGCAUGGGCUUCUCUGAAGGAGAUGAUAUUCUCUUCUUCGACAACUUGGCUCCUCCAGCACUCAAACCAAAUGGCUUGGCAGAAGCUAAAAAGGUAGCAGCUAUAAAUAAACUGCGUGCAAAGGGCCGGAUCCUCUCCAAAAUUGACCCAAACAGCAUAAAACGGAAACGGUCUGAUCUUGACAGUCUAGAGCUUGCUGAGAGAGUGCAGAAAAAUGUUCCUGCGUUAGAAGAUAAAGAUGGGAUAGAACCUGUUCAAAAGAAACGUCGUGAGCAGCUUGCAUAUUUGGAGUGUGAAGAAUUUCAGGAGAUCUUGCAUGCUAGAUCCAAACACACAGGUGUCCUUAAGGAGUUUGAGGCAGAGGUACAGGAACGCUAUUUCGAGCCCCUGGUGAAAAAGGAGCAAAUGGAAGAGAAGAUGAGGAGCAUCAGAGAAGUGAAAUGCCGCGUUGUGACCUGCAAGACAUGCAAGUAUACCUAUUUCAAGCUCCUAGAUUCCUGUGUGGAGCAAAAUCAUGACUAUAAUUGGCAUGAUGGCGUAAAGCGAUUUUUUAAGUGUCCGUGUGGGAACCGAGCCAUCUCUCUCGACAAGCUACCCAAAAAACACUGCAGUCAUUGUGGCCUCUUUAAGUGGGAACGUGAUGGAAUGCUCAAGGAGAAGAAAGGUCCCCAGAUCGGUGCAGAAACCCUUCUACCGAGAGGAGAAGAACAUCACAAAUUUCUCAACGGCAUGAAGUAACUGUGAAAACCCCCUGAAGUUCUGAAGACAAAUUGGUUUAUGAUGAAGCCCCCGUGGUUCUAAGUAUCGGAAUGAAGGAUAGGUCUCUUCCUAAAGACUCUGUCAGGCAGUCUGCCCCCUUAACUUACUGGGGAAACUUCCAGCUGGGGCAUCAGGGGGGAGCCCACAAGCACCACAUGAUCCCCUUCAGAUCGAUGGCUCAGCCUUUGUCCGUCUCCCC